Molecule: messenger RNA, 1622 nt
Organism: Nasonia vitripennis (jewel wasp)
Lineage: Eukaryota; Metazoa; Arthropoda; Insecta; Hymenoptera; Pteromalidae
Product: speckle-type POZ protein B-like
Exons: 2
Coding region: 133-1158 (341 amino acids)
Biological process (GO): regulation of proteolysis; proteasome-mediated ubiquitin-dependent protein catabolic process
Cellular component (GO): nucleus; cytoplasm
Molecular function (GO): ubiquitin protein ligase binding
Source: RefSeq, a predicted model, not a curated record
GUUUCCAAGUAAUCUUCACAUCUCGAUCACGCUGUACUGCUGGUUUAAAAGUACUUCAACUGAAAGCAAACUCUCUUCAAUUCUGAAGAACUAGUAAUCGAGAAUCUAAAAACUAAAGACACUGUAAAAAACAUGGCUUUUAACGUCAACGGGGACAUCAGUGUCGCUUCACACAAGUUCAAGUGGGUCAUCAAUGACUUCAGUACAAGCUGCAGGCACGUCGGAGAAGCCCUGCAUUCACCACCAUUUUUCGGAAUGAAGGACAUCCAAUGUACGCUGAAACUUUAUCCAAAAGGUGAAAACGAAGAGUCCAGAGAUCUCUUUUCGCUUGUACUAUCUGUUCACGCGAAGAUCGAGGGCACGGUUAUUCUUCAAAUCCUCAAUAACAAGGGCGAAGCGAUGGUAAGUCACAUAGCUGAAGGGAGAGCCUUCAUUAACGGUAGUUACUUGUACGAAUAUAAAAAAUAUGGACUACGAGAUUUCAUCAUAGACCCAGCCAACGAUAUUCUUAACGAUGACAAAAUGACCAUCGCGUGCAAAAUUACUAAGCUCUCGCCUAAAGAGAUGAAGAAACGUUCGGAUAAGAACAAGAAUCACGAGGAAAUGUGGCAAGGCGUCGUCGGUCGACUGGAAGAGAUCGACAAGUACGAGUGUCUCAUCAACGAGAAUAAAUUCAGCGACGUAACCCUUAUCUCCGAAGGUCGAGCCUUGAAGGUCCACAAGUGCAUACUCGCCAAGAGCAGUUUGGUUUUCGCUGCAAUGUUCGAAGCCGAGAUGCUGGAGAAGCAAGACAGCAGCGUAGAAAUCGAAGACAUCAGGUACGACGUGCUCCUGGAGAUGAUACGUUUCAUGUACGUGGGAAAGGUGAAAAAUAUGGAUGAUCUCGCUGGUGAACUUUUGGCCGCAGCUGACAAGUACGCACUGGAAAAACUGAUGGUCAUGUGCGAGGAGACGAUGUGCAAGAAUUUGAACGCCGAUAAUGUCAUCGAGUCCGUCGUACUUGCCGACAUUCACCGGAUGGAUGUGUUGAAGAAGAAAUCAAUCGAGUAUAUAUUAGCGCACGCGAACGACGUUACUAACGGACGGAACUUCAAAUCGCUGCCUUACGAUCUCUUGUGCGAAGUGUGCUGCGCAAUGUCCAAAAAGCUCAAGCUAUGAUUCAUCCAUUGAUUGGUUGCGACUAUUUUUUUCUUAUUGGAUUUUAAUUGAUAGAACGUGGAUAGAAUCAGCUGUUUUAUUACUGAUACCGUUAUACUUUAUCAGCAAUUAUUUUAUAAAAAUUGGUCUUCAGAUAGCGAUAUAGUUUUGAUCAAUCGAAAGUUUCCAUAUCGAUGAGAAUUUAGCUCAUUUUAACAAUGUCACGGUCACUAAGCUCUUGUACUGUCAUUGCUGCAGUUAUACAUUUAUUUAAGAAUGAACAUCGCUUCCGCAAUUAUGUCUUUUAUAUCAUUUUUUAUCGGAGUUUCAGUAGUUUUUAAUCAAAUUUAUCAUCCAUGUUGCAUUUGUAUCAUUGCUCGCAGAAUUAGGAUUUUUCUACGACUUAUGUCAAUGUCAAUGUACACAUGAAAUUUCGAAUUUUGUAAUAUACAAAAAUUAAUAUUAAAUUUUACAAGCAAUAUCAA